UUUUAAUGUUUUCCGGAAGUUAUAAUUAAAUUAAAGAAUAAACAAAUACGCUAUGGAAAUGGGCAGACAGAAGCAGCGACGCAAGCAGCGAAAACGUAAACAGCGGCGACGCAAACAGAGGGCCUUAAAUGCGGUUGCAGCAGGAGGCGUGGCAGGGGCGAUCAAAGAUGCAGUCCAAAAGAAAUCAGGAGAGAUCUGGAGCAGCACAUUUAAGAGUUUGCAGCAGUGGCAUCACCAGCAGGUGCAACGCAUCUGUCGAGUACAGGAGGAAGAAGAGAAUAUAGAAGAUGAAGAGGAGGAGGAGGAUGAGGAGCAAGAGACACUUCAGGAACAAGCAGAGAACAUGGAAGAUGAGUUUGAAGUAGAUCCCGAUUAUCUGAGCUUUUUGGAGGUGACCAUCAAACAUCAGCAGGAGCUGAAACAGAUGCGUGCAGCAGCUGCCACCGCCGAGGCCUAAAACACAACAGCACAUCAGGUUCCACAUCAGGUUCCACAUUAGCUUCCACAUCCCACCGAAACCUUACAUUAAGUUAAGCAAUAUAAAUAACCAACGAAAUAAUUUGGUACUUUUUUUAUCAAUAGCAGAAACGAUGAUAGUUCUUAAAACAUUUAUUAUAAACUGAAAAUGAUUUGUUAAAUUGGUUUAGAAUAUUGAGAGAAUAUUCUUUCCUGCUGAGAGGAAAAAUGUAGAAGAAAUGUUCUAAAAUCAACAUAUUGAUCUUAAAACUAAGAAUUUUGGUCAAAAAAUGCGUUGAAAACAUAAUAUUCUUAAAUAAGUUUUACGAACCUUUCAAAUAAGACCGAGUGCUUAUUAAAGGAAUUUAUGUUCUUGAAAAUAAAA
Drosophila innubila is the source of this 841-nucleotide messenger RNA. Its product is annotated as protein MAK16 homolog. The coding region runs from base 53 to 457 and encodes 134 amino acids. The transcript has 2 exons. NCBI's taxonomy places the organism in Eukaryota, Metazoa, Arthropoda, Insecta, Diptera, Drosophilidae. The record is from RefSeq and is a predicted model, not a curated record.